This is a messenger RNA of Mycosarcoma maydis (corn smut), 960 nucleotides long. RefSeq lists its product as uncharacterized. Gene Ontology annotation, molecular function: manganese ion transmembrane transporter activity; calcium ion transmembrane transporter activity. The transcript has 2 exons. Gene Ontology annotation, biological process: Golgi calcium ion homeostasis; manganese ion transmembrane transport; Golgi calcium ion transport. The record is from RefSeq and is a predicted model, not a curated record. Gene Ontology annotation, cellular component: Golgi apparatus; fungal-type vacuole membrane. Bases 1 to 960 code for a protein of 319 amino acids. NCBI's taxonomy places the organism in Eukaryota, Fungi, Basidiomycota, Ustilaginomycetes, Ustilaginales.
AUGGAAGCGAUCUCUCGGAUCGCGGUGGCGGACAGUACGGCUGGCAUCUCGGAUCUGAGCGUACUGGUGGGUGGAACGGGUGAAUCCGCGGUAGCGUCUUCGUUGGCCGGUUACUCUACUGCGCUCGGUGCAUUGGAUCAGGCGUGGAAGAACGAUCCUCGUGCGCUAUGGUCGAGUUUCGCCAUGAUCAUCGUCUCGGAAAUCGGCGACAAAACUUUCCUCAUAGCAGCGAUCCUCGCCAUGCGCCAGAACAAAGUAGUGGUCUUCUCCGGCGCGUUUGCGUCUCUCGCCGUCAUGUCGGUUCUCUCCGCUCUGCUUGGCGUUAUGUUCCCAUCGCUGCUUCCACGCAGUGUAACCAACCUGAUGGCUGCAGCCCUAUUCCUCGUGUUCGGGCUCAAGAUGCUUAAAGACGGGCUUGGCAUGAGCGGCGAUGAGAUCAAGCACGAGUGGGAAGAGGCGGAACGCGAGAUUGCGCAAGAGCAAGAUUCGCACGAGAUGGAUACGUUGGAACAAGGAUGCUCGCCUCCGGUAUCGUCGCACUCUAUCAAGAAAGAUAGAGGGAUGACGUCGACAAUGCGAGAGGGAGCCAAGAACCUGUGCGGACUGUGCUUCUCGCCCGUGUUCGCGCAGGCGUUUGUGCUGACGUUUCUGGGCGAAUGGGGCGACCGAUCGCAGAUUGCAACUAUCGCGCUCGCUGCAGCGCACAACGUGGCGCUCGUGUGUCUGGGGACCAUUCUAGGCCACGCAUGCUGCACCAGUAUGGCGGUCAUAGCAGGUAGCUGGUUGGCCAGUAGGAUUAGCGUCAAACACGUCACGUUGGGAGGCGCCAGUCUGUUUUUGCUCUUUGCUCUCGUGUACGCCUGGGAGGCGCAUUCCGAUCGACAUGGCGUGCAGAGCGUCGUCGACGCUGCCAACGCGGCUGUGCGGGCGCGAGCGCUGCUCCUCCCCAUACAAGAAUAG